AUGGGCAGGGGUCGCCAGAAACCAAAAAGAAAGGCUCAGGACUGGGACUGCGCGAAAAUCGUCGCAAAUGUUCGGUCUUCAACCUGCGAGAACUGUGUAUUUGUGGUUCUGGUCUUGUCCGGCGCGCUGAACCCUAUUCAUCGUGGGCAUACCGAGCUGCUGCGCCACAGCAAGCACUUGCUCGAAGCUGGCUCCAGCAGCCGUGAGGUUGUCGUGGUUGGUUUCGCCCUCGCGCCGUCCAGCGAGGAAUAUGUCAACGAGAAGCUUGGGGAUCUUGCGAUAAGUCUCGGGGAGAGAAUCCGCUUGUGUGAAGCAGCUGCCUGUUCCGACAGAGAGACUUGUGUGGUGCCUUUUGGUAUUGCCAGCGGGUACCGGACCAUCGCCGAAAUGCGGCCGUGCCUGGAACACGAACUCCUCAUGGCUUCAGUUCAAGUCGAAUUGGAGAUUCUGCCGGUCUAUGGCUCGGACUUCUUGGUGAAGCGGCCUCAGAAUGUGCGCCAGCCCACCUUGAUCGUCUGUAGACAGGAUGAAGACGACUCCGCCCAGAUCGCGAGGCAAAUCGUGGCAGCUGAAUCCAGGCCUCAUCCUGGGUUUCAGCUACUUGAAGUUGAGAAGGGCCUGAUUCCCAACUUCAGCUCCACCGGCGUGCGGAAGGCCUGCGAUGUCAUCCGACAGGAGGCACCGCAAGAGGCAGUUGCGGAGGCUUGGGACUACCUGAAGCGAUCGUUGCACCCCGAAGUUCUGGAGCUCUUCUUCCCAGACGGGAAGGAGCUUGCUGAAGCUUCGUAG
Messenger RNA from Symbiodinium sp. CCMP2592, 789 nucleotides. The record is from the annotation of a GenBank genome assembly. Lineage: Eukaryota; Dinophyceae; Suessiales; Symbiodiniaceae.